Fusarium odoratissimum NRRL 54006 is the source of this 2396-nucleotide messenger RNA. RefSeq names its product beclin 1. The record is from RefSeq and is a predicted model, not a curated record. Bases 355 to 1815 code for a protein of 486 amino acids. Gene Ontology annotation, cellular component: phosphatidylinositol 3-kinase complex, class III, type II; phagophore assembly site; phosphatidylinositol 3-kinase complex, class III, type I. The transcript is spliced from 2 exons. Gene Ontology annotation, biological process: autophagosome assembly; autophagy; late endosome to vacuole transport. NCBI's taxonomy places the organism in Eukaryota, Fungi, Ascomycota, Sordariomycetes, Hypocreales, Nectriaceae.
CAACCUUUGAUAGCUUCAUGUGACCUUGUGAAAGAAUAUGAAAGCCAGGCUUAGUUGUGAUAGAUCUUUCUUUGUAAUUAGUUUCUUUUCUUUACUUGUUGUGUAAUGAAGUAUAUAGCUUAUUCUAAAUUUCUCCAUAUGAUUCUGUACCCUGUGAUCAACUGCGCACUGGCUCGUGGCUCCCAGUGCUAAACAUAACCCGACGUCACCGCUAAGACAUCCACAUCUCACUCUGUCCAUUUCUUUACUUUCCCUACCUUUCCCACCAACGACACGGGACUCUUUCUUAAAAGCUCUGUACAGCGCAUUCAUCCAGCAACCGUUCUCGAACAAUGCCUGCUCGCUAACCCAAGUAUGAACUGCCAGAUAUGCCGCCAGCCUCUCAGGCUGGACGGAUCCCUCGAGGACCUCAAUCCAGCCGCCUACGAUGUGCUUGUUUCAUCUACAUCUCCCCAAACCCUCAAGAAAUCAUCUGUGACGAGCCCACCGAUUACGCAACCACAAGAGCAAGCGCGCAAGUCUCUAUACGAAACAGUCUCCAGAAAUACCGGGCCACCGACGUUCAAGCGCAACCAUGGAGGGCAUCCCCGCGAUUUCUCUAUGUCUUUCGUUUUAUUGUCAGAGUCCCAGAUGACUCAACCGAGUCAGCCUCCAGAAUCUCACGCUAUGCCAACAGCAUUGCGCCGUGCCAGCUCUGCCAGAAGUAAUGGGGAUAAUGUUGACGCGCCUGUGGGAAACGAGAUGGAUAGGGUCAACCGACUUUUCGAAAUUCUAUCUGCGCGAUCCGAUAUCGACCACCCUAUCUGUGUUGAAUGUACGGAAAUGCUUGUCGAGGGCCUACAGAAGAAGCUAGAGGUUGCUUCACGCGAAAGAGACGCCUAUGUUAAACAUCUUAAGGAGGCGAAAGCAAACAAACCAAGCGAAGAAGACAUGAAAGCUCAAGAGGAAGCGCUGAGAAAAGCUGAGCAGGAUAGAGCAACAGCUAUGGAAGAGCUGAAGAAGCUGGAGUCGGAAAAGACUUCCUUAGAUGAGGAGCUCGUAGCUCUUGAGGAGGAGUCGCGACAACUGGACAAAGAGGAGGAGAAGUUCUGGAGGGAACGAAACGAGUUUGCUACAAAGAUGGGUGAAUUCCAGGCGGAAAAGGACAGCAUCAACGCCAAGUACAGCAACGAUUCCCAGCUCCUAGAAAAGCUGCAGCGAUCUAACGUAUAUAACGACACCUUUUGUAUCAGCCACGAUGGGAGCUUUGCGACAAUUAACGGUCUUCGGCUUGGUCGUCUCUCUAACAAACCGGUAGAUUGGCCAGAAAUCAACGCCGCGUGGGGACACGCACUGCUACUCUUGGUUACCGUUGCGGACAAACUUUCCUACAGAUUCGAUGGAUAUGACCCGCAGCCUAUGGGAAGCACGUCAAGAAUCAUCCGAUACGAAGUACCAAGCCCUUCUUCCAGUCGACUAGGCAGUCGCGCUGUCAAUGCCCCCCCAAAGAAGCAUGUACUUGAGUUGUACAGCUCUGGAGAUAUGCCUCUAGGAUUAACAUUCAUGCACCGACGCUUUGAUAACGCCAUGGUUGGGUUCCUGGAGCUUGUACGACAGCUGGGCGCGUAUGUCCAUAGGCAAACAGAUGCAACUGGCACACCUCUUAGCUUGCCAUAUAAGAUUGACGGUGACAAGAUUGGCGAUGUCAGCAUCAAACUCGGCAUUGCGCAAGAUGAUGGAUGGACGAAGGCGUGCAAGCUGACAUUGACGUGUUGUAAGUUUCUGCUCGCGCACGCCAGCAACGUCACUUCCAACGCAAGAAAUGGUGGGAACUGAAUAACUCCGCCGCUAGUCGACUGAAAGAACUUGGGGUUCUCUGAUUUAGGUUCUCUUGUGUCUCCCUUAGGUACUAAAAGUGGUGGAGUUUAGGACAAGCUGGAUGGCGUUAUAGGGUGGAAAUUGAGCAUAGAGGCUGCGUCCCUUCUGUCGUAUAGAAUUAUUUGGCAUCAUAAAUGGCAAUGAGGUGACAGUCCUUUUUGCCUGUCUGCCUGUCUGCCUCAUUUCCAAAAAAGCGCAAAAAUUGCAAUUGUGUGUUCCAGCCCGUAUCAUACGAGAGUGGUGCCUUCUCGUCACCCAUUGCUGGCACGUCUGCUUUCUGUAUAGAGGUUCACUUUUCGCUUUGUAGGUACCUAGGAAGGCCGACGCCUUCUGAUUGUGCUUGUCCAGUACUUAGCAACAGACCAAGCUAAACCAGGAGCUUGAGCAGUCACUUAUUCUUCGUGAUUCAUGGUCUCGCUGCACUUCUCCUUUUAAACCCUCACAUCCACAACAACUCCCAACUUCUUCAACCUGAAGUAUCCUCUAUCGAGCACUCAAAAUGGGCAAAUGCGCUCAUUGUGGCAAGGAUUCAACCGUGG